AUGCCGCCAAAAAAGAAAGCUCCUGCUAAAGCCAAAAAAGAAGGAGAAGAAAAAUUGACACAGCUAGAUAAAACAUUUUACGAACUUGAAAUAGCGGAGAUCAAUAGAAGACUUGCUCGGUUGCGGGCCGAAAAUGCUGAACUUGUGCAGAAAAAUGUAGAUCUCCAAACAACCGUGGAAAGCAAUACUGUCGAUGCCGAAGAUGUCAUCGAGCACCUCAAACGAGUUGCAGAUAAUGCUGUUAGAGAAUCUGAAGAACAGAGAAUAAAGCUGAUAGCACUGCAACAAGAAAAAAAUGACGAAUCAAAUGAAUUCAAGAGGCAGAUGGAAAUAGCUCAUAAUGAUUAUAGGCAAAUGCAUGAGCAUUUAUCUAAUGAUAAAAAAUUGCUAGCUGGAAAACUUAAUAGUUUAGAAGAAUUUCGUAUAAUGCGUGACGAUCUUAUGAAGAAGUUUGCAAUGCAAGAGAAGUUUAUUGAGGAACGAGAAAAGGAAUUUCAGAGAACCAUUUAUAACUUGGAGAGACAGCAUAUACUUGCAAAAGAUCGUCUUAAAACGGAGAUGGAGCAGCGUUUAUACAAAUUGUCAUGCGAUUUUAAGAAUUCCGCUGAACUUUGCAUCGCUGAUACAACGAAACGAGUGAUUCGUGAAAAUAUUUAUAUCAAUAAUGAAAUGACGAAUAUGAUAGAAACUCAUCGCAGAUUGGAAGAUGAAAAUAAAGAAUUUAGAGAGCGCGAUCAACGAAUAAGUGCUCAAUUAUGGGAAGAGAGUGCUGAGAAAAGGCGUUUGUUUCACUGCAAACGUGUCAGUGAAGAAGUUAUACAGAAAUUGGAGAAUCAGCAUGAUAAGCUAAUGCAAGCACUGAGGGAUGCCGAAGUAAAUAAAGAUGAAAACAGGCAAAUCAGGGAGAAAUUAGCUCGAGCUGAACAUCUUAAAUAUAACGCUGAACUUAAGGUCAGACAGCUGGAGCAGAACCUACAUGCGGCAGCCUGCGAGCGCAAUCUUCUGCAGCAAAACGCCAUGACUUGGAUCAGCGAGAGGGUCAAACUACGCGAUUGUGUCAAACAUUCAACCAAUGCUGCAAAAGCAGCUAUUACAGCAUACAAACAAAAAUCAAAGGAUUUACCAGAAAGAUUGUUGACAAUAAUAUGCAUUCUUGAAUCGGCGCUAUCCGAGACCGGAUUAUUGAAAAAAUCUUCUUCAUUGGCAACCAUACCGUCCUUAGGCGUAAUAUAUCGAAACGAGGUGGGUGGGUUGAUGCCGUUGUCCGAGGCAUGCAAAGAAGAAGCCGUUCAGCGCAUAAAAGAACAAUAUACAAAGAAACCUUCCGAACCAAAAGUUGAAACUCUAAAAGAUACUAAAGUCGAAACACAUGUGACUGCGCAAGAUAUUGGAUCUGCAGGUAGUAGAAGCAUUGUAUCUACGGCAUCAUCAUUAAAAUAUUCUGGAGAAGAAGGAGAAGAAGAACGAUCAUCAGAAACAUUCUACAGUGUCGAUUUUGCUGGUGAGCUUGAUGUAUCUAGUGUGUCACGAUCUGAAUACUUGGAUGACGAGAAAUUAGCAACAUAUUACACAGUUUCUACAAUAUCUGAAGAGACAGUUACUGCUGAGGAUGAAGAAAGUCUUGAGAAUGUAGAAGAUGAUGAUGAAGAGAGCAAUCCAUGA
Messenger RNA from Ctenocephalides felis (cat flea), 1662 nucleotides. RefSeq names its product cilia- and flagella-associated protein 157-like. The record is from RefSeq and is a predicted model, not a curated record. Gene Ontology annotation, molecular function: microtubule binding. Lineage: Eukaryota; Metazoa; Arthropoda; Insecta; Siphonaptera; Pulicidae. Gene Ontology annotation, cellular component: ciliary basal body; cilium. The transcript has 10 exons. The coding region runs from base 1 to 1662 and encodes 553 amino acids.